Messenger RNA from Spirometra erinaceieuropaei, 234 nucleotides. The record is from the annotation of a GenBank genome assembly. Lineage: Eukaryota; Metazoa; Platyhelminthes; Cestoda; Diphyllobothriidea; Diphyllobothriidae.
AUGCGGAUAUUGGAAUAUCGGAAUUUAAGGGAUACGGAGGAGGAGGAGGAGGAGGAGGAGGAGAAGGAAGAGGAGCAGGAGGAGCAGGAGGAGGACGAGGAGCAGGAGGAGCAGGAGGAAUGGGAAUGCGGACAGAUUAACGGGAAGUGGAGACACACAAUACCAGAUUCCCCCAUUCGGUUUAACACACAAAUCGAUGCGGUUACCGGGGUGUGGUCGCUAGGGGGAGCCUAA